GCCCGCUCCGCCCCGACCCCCACGCACUCGAUUCCUUGUACUUCACCGGCUUUGCAGAGACCAACAGGACCUUUGUGAUCGCUCGCCUCGCCAGACGUCCCGCUGGCCUCUGUGAGAUGUGGCUCUUCCUGAGGCUGGAUGGGAUAGGCGAGUUUGAACACCCACAACAUCCAAACAUGAUGGUGAGAGAUGAAUCCAAAGAGAUUUGGAGUGGAGGAGGACUCACUAUGGAGUACUUGGAGCCCCAAAUGUGCUGGAAGAUAAAUUUUGAUGGAUUACUCAGGAAAGGAUCCUACAGACAGCAGUGGAGUGAAGAGGAAGGAGAACUUGUACCAGUUAAAUUCUCUUUGCAAUGGGAGAACUCCACAGACGUUUUUAACUUUAAUGUUGACAGCAACCCCAGCACAUUUGCUCGUGCUUUAGCCCAGGAGCCGUGGAGCAUCGAGCUCUUCCAGAGGGUCAAAAAGCAGAGGGAGCAGCAUUUCCGACACGAGCAGUGGGGCCGGUCUGUUGGAGAGAUUGAAAUAGAAAAUUACGGGAAAACUGAACUUUCCCUCAAAGGCAUUCGGAGCCACUCCUAUGGUGUCCGGAAUUGGGCUGAGAUUUACCGUUAUGUCAUGAUUUUGGCACACUUUGAAGAUGGGACUGCAGCACAUUUAACAGUUAUCAGCAUGCCAGCUACCACAACUCACCUCACUGUAGGUUAUGUGUUUUUUCCUGAUGGGAGGAAGGCUGGCAUUGAGUGGUCCAACGCCUCCCUGGCUGAGCUGGCUGAGGAUGGGGUAAUCCAAGAUGGCUAUGGGGUCACUUUCACUGCUGGUGGUGAGAGCUUUGAUGUUUCUGCAGCUCUGGAUAAGCAGACCUGUCCUGUGGUGUACAAUGGCCUGACAGGGAGUGGAGUUUUCCACGAGUGCAUUGCAGAUUUCCAGCUCAAUGGCUUAACCCCAGGCUGGGGCCUGGUUGAAUUUUAUUACAGGGACGAGGCCGCCCAGCCGGCUCCAAAUCUGCAGCUUGGUUCCAAAACAGAAGGACCUGACCCUACCACCAAUGCCUCUCCCCCAUGAUCAUCUAUCUACAAGCUCAUCCCAGCAAUGUUAGCAAGCAGCAGCUUUCCAAAAAAAUAUCAUUCCCCGCAAAAAACAGCACUGGUUUGAGUGUAGAACUCGUCACAGGACGCUGGGGAGGUCAAGGGUAUAAAAGGACUUGGAGAGAAAUGAGAUAUAUUUUUAUUAGUGCAGCUUUCAGUGGUUGCUAAGCAGGGUGGUCUGGAGGAAAUUUGAAGGAAGUCUGAUUGCAGGAGUGCACUGGGAGGGAUCACUCCAUGCUCUGUCCUGUGGUGUUUUUCCUAAACUUCCAGCUGCUCCCCACCGUGACGACCAGGACCUCAGGCUAUGUGGAUCACUGACCCAAUUUAGCAGCUUCUCUCUGCUCUCAGAUUUGUUUUUGAAAUAAAAACUGUGUAGUUCUGAACUCUCUGGUUGUUACAGUCAUUAAAACGUGGGAAAAACCUGUUACAGGAAA
Messenger RNA from Cyanistes caeruleus (blue tit), 1521 nucleotides. RefSeq lists its product as uncharacterized. The record is from RefSeq and is a predicted model, not a curated record. Lineage: Eukaryota; Metazoa; Chordata; Aves; Passeriformes; Paridae.